Molecule: messenger RNA, 2082 nt
Organism: Peronospora belbahrii
Lineage: Eukaryota; Oomycota; Peronosporomycetes; Peronosporales; Peronosporaceae
Source: the annotation of a GenBank genome assembly
AUGGUUUCAAGUGCUAGAGGAAGUCAAAGUACUACCGGUAGUCUUCAGGUCCCGUCCUCGGCUUACAUGGAGAUCCAAUCGCCUUGCUCCCAGACAAGUUUCCGUGCUGCUAAAAUGCGUCGUCGCAAGAUUGAAAUCGAGAUCAUUGAGGAUGCUCAUAAGGGUCCAACGUGGCAAUUUCCAGGCUCAGGCUCCUCGGAGCACGUGCAGGUUCCUCAGGGUGAAUUGGCUGAGAUUCAAAAGGAGCUUGACCAGCCCAAGAAGCUGCUCGGAGAGCUGACGGCUACUGCUAUUUCUGGCAACGACAUUUUGUCCAGUGUCUUGUACUCAGCGUCAUCUGUGGCUGCUAAGUCAGGCAAACUCAUGCCAAUCCCAUUGCUUAUGGUAUCUAUUGUGCUCUACUUCUUCCGAUUCAUCUACGAAGAGGUAGUUACUGCUAUACCUCUGAAUGGAGGCACUUACAAUGCCUUGUUGAAUACAACAUCUAAACGUUCAGCCGCUGUGGCCGCCUGUCUCAGUAUCUUGUCGUACGUGGCCACGGGAGUGGUUUCGGCCACAUCAGGUGUGCGCUAUCUAAACAAUCAAGUGGAUAUUUCAAUCAUCGGAUCUACAAUCAUUUUGCUAGGAGCGUUUGCUCUUCUGGCGGUGAUGGGGAUCACAGAAAGUUCUCGCGUGGCUGUCGCAAUCUUCUUGCAUCAUAUUGUCGUCCUUUUGAUCCUCUUCGUGUCAUGCAUGAUCUAUUGGUUUAAUCACUCGCACGUCUUCAAGGACAACUUGCACGUCGGAUAUCCUGAAGUGGACUUUGCUGGAUCAAUGCUUGACGGUAACGUCCUCACGGCAAUUAUCUUCGGCUUUGGUGCAUCCAUGUUAGGUAUCACCGGAUUUGAGUCGUCAUCCAAUUAUGUGGAAGAACAGGCUCCGGGUGUCUUCCGUAAGACGCUUCGCAAUAUGUGGGCACUUGUCACAUUCUUUAACAUUGGGCUAAGCAUCGGUAUACUUGCUGUGCUGCCCCUUGAAGGUGAUGAUGGCAUUUACAACAACUCGGCUGAUCUUCUCGCGAUGGUUAGCCGAGAAGCUGUGGGGAGCUGGUUUGAGACGUGGAUUAGCAUUGACGCCUUCAUUGUAUUAAGUGGUGCCGUUUUAACGUCGUACGUUGGUAUCUGCGGUCUUGUUCGCCGCCUGUCAGCGGACCGUGUGCUUCCUGCAUUCUUGGCAAAGACAAACAAGACGCGCGGUACCAACCACUACAUCAUCGGCAUCUACUUUCUAUUGUCAGCGAGUCUCGUGCUCAUUCUGAACGCCGAUGCUACUACCCUUAACGGUGUGUACACGUACUCCUUUCUUGGAUUAAUGGCAAUGUUCUCGUGCGCUUGUAUGUUGCUGAAAGGCAAGCGUUCGGAAAUCCCCCGUGAUAUCCACGCGCCAUGGGCCACAGUAAUUAUUGGCUUUUUGUUGGUUCUGCUGGCCAUUUUUGCAAACCUCCUUGGUGAUCCCAAAGUGCUCAUGUACUUUGCCAUCUAUUUUAUCGUCGUGAUGUUUGCGAUGUUUGUCAUGUUCGAGCGUGUGACGAUUUUACGUUAUACACUAGUUUUGCUGAAGCAGAUGGCUCCCUCACGCUACGGUAAGGCUGUUGUAAUUGGUUAUACGGCGAAUGCUUUGUCGGAAGUGGAGCACACCGGAGCUCGAGGAGGCCGCACUAUCGCUCGCACUAUUAUCAGUAUCCGAAACGCCCCCAUUGUCUUCUUUUGUAAAGUUCCGAAUCUCACGAUCAUCAACAAGGCUAUCAUCUACGUGCGCCGCAACGAGCAGACUCACACACUGCGUAUUGUCCAUGUGUUUGAAGAUGAAGAGGCAGAUGCCCUUGUGCUCGCGUCUUUCCGUGAGAUGGCGGCGCUAUUCGAUAGCAUAUAUCCAAAAAUCCGCGUGGACUUCGUGUCGGUACGCGGCGAGUUUGGUCCGGCAAUAAUCGAAUGGCUUUCACGUACGAUGAAUGUGCCUCGCAACAUGAUGUUCAUUACCCAACCCGAUUUGAUCUCGGCCGAGCGCGUGUCGGCGGCCGGUGUCCGCGUUAUAACGGCAUGA